This is a messenger RNA of Cladocopium goreaui, 1197 nucleotides long. The record is from the annotation of a GenBank genome assembly. Lineage: Eukaryota; Dinophyceae; Suessiales; Symbiodiniaceae.
AUGGAGGUUCUUGCUGGCCAGGAACACAGCAAGGACUUCGUUUGUCCUUCCUCCAGUUCCGAUGAGAGCCGGGGGUUGUUAGGUAAAGACAGAACCCCGUCCGAAGGACGGCAAAGUCGGAUACAUCCUGCUGUGGGCGCUGCGGUUUUAGGUUUGAGCGUUCUGGCGCUGGUUUCAGCGCACUUAUGGCUCACACCAAACCGACCCAGCCAAGGCCACCUGCGAGGUCACCAGAGAGUACGUAAGGUUCCAUUAGAAGCUUUGGUGCUGAAAAAUGAGGACCACAAGGAGGACUUGGUGGUGGCUACAACACCUUUGGGUCGAAAGACGGUUGUGACGGAGAACUGCAUUUGGCAUUCUUGCGGGAACAAUACAGUGUGUCGGCUUUCAGCCCUCGAUGGCACGGACGACGGAAAUCGGAGUGCCAACGUGACCAAAACCAAAGGUUUGGCCGAAUGCAGACAUUUGUGUGAGAAGACGGGCGAGGAUUGCAAGGGUGUGGAGUACAAUGCGGAGACAGGGAGGUGCGAAGUUUGGACGCAGCCCAUCUUCUCGCAUCGUAGCUGCAUCACGGGGAAGGAUUGCCCAGAGGCGGACGAGAGCCUGGAGCAAUCGAGCAGAUGUGAUGAUAAGGCACUAUGGUUUUUAACCUGCACCCAGUUGUUGAAGAUUUACUUCAACGUGGAGAUCAAGAGUCAUGCCACCAAAGCGCCGGUUCUGACUUUGAGCCGUGACCGCACCUGGGCUGUUGAGCCGCCCAGAACUGCCAAGAGCAUCUUCCACAAAAACACGCGCGCAGGCACAUUUCACCGCCCGACCACGGCACCUGAGUUCACACGCUUUGAUCCCGUGCCCGGCCUGCCCAACCUGGUCCAGGGCGUUCCUGCUUCCCCUCGGGGCAAACGCUUGGUGCCCCACGCGCAUAGGAUGCCCAACAUUCCCGUGCGCGGCGCCACGGCCGCUGGCCCCUGGGCCGAGUGCAUCGUGUCGCCUAGGAAGGCUGCAUGGCCAAGACAUGGCACUGAAAAUUCCUUGAUGUUCAGGAACCCCUUGGAACGUCGAGCGGCUCAUGAAGGCUGGGGCGAAGAGGUCUCUCACUGCGCUUCGCCUGUUCCACCAAGCGGGCCGAACCAUCAAACCACCCAAGGGACUACACAGGCCACCAGCGAGUUGCCAAAUCUACGCUUGACCCAAUAG